CAGUUGGAGAAGCCUGGGACUCAGAGGACCCCUGGUUCUCUUGUAACUCUGAUGUGAUUUCAUACUUGAAGUAAGUGAGUAUCCACUAUCUAGCUUGGGACUAUUACAAAUCUCUGUCAGGGAAUAUACGAGUGAGUCAUCAAUUAGUAAGACUUCCCACUGACAGUCAGAGUUGGCAGUUCUACUGUAUGUAAGAGCCAUUUCACCAGGAACUGCAUGCAGUGUCAGACUUGGAUUGCAAAGCUAGAAAGCCCCUUCAUAGAUGUCGUCUUUGCUGCUGUCAACCUUUCUUUGCUGCAAUUGUGCUUUUGUUUUUCCUGCCUGCUAAGUGGAUUAAAAGUCUAUUUGGGUAACGAUGGCAUCUGGAGAUGACAGCCCUGUCUUUGAAGAUGAUGAAAGUCCUCCUUGUAGCCUGGAAAAAAUGACAGACCUUGUAGCUGUCUGGGAUGUUGCCUUGAGUGAUGGAGUCCAUAAGAUUGAGUUUGAACAUGGGACCACAUCAGGCAAGCGUGUGGUGUAUAUAGACGGGAAGGAGGAGAUAAGAAAAGAAUGGAUGUUCAAGUUAGUGGGCAAAGAAACCUUUUGUGUUGGAGCUGCAAAGACCAAAGCAACCAUAAAAAUCGAUGCUGUGAGUGGUUUUGCUUAUGAAUAUACUCUGGAAAUCAAUGGGAAAAGCCUCAAGAAGUAUAUGGAGAACAGGUCAAAAACCACUAAUACGUGGGUAUUGCACUUGGAUGGUGAAGACAUUCGUGUUGUACUGGAGAAGGACACAAUGGACGUCUGGUGCAAUGGCAAAAAAAUGGAGACAGCAGGCGAGUUUGUAGACGACGGCACUGAAACCCACUUCAGCAUUGGCGCCCACGACUGUUACAUAAAGGCCGUCAGCAGUGGCAAGAGGAAAGAGGGCAUCAUUCACACGCUCAUCGUGGACAAUAGAGAGAUCCCCGAGGUUUCUGAGUGACCUCGCAUCUGAAGAUGUCCGGAUCAGGACUGUGAAAAAUGACUGCUAAGGGGAGGUGUCCACUUAGUCUUGCCAUGAUUCUAUUUUGUUACUGGAAACUAAUGUUCCAAGAGUCAGGGCUGUGAACAACCUCCAAACCUGCAAAUUCAUUCUGUCAGUAGUGUAAACUGUUUUAGAGUGAAAUGGAAGCUCAGGUGAGCCCAAAACCAUUCCUGUUUUACAAGAGGAACUUUUGCUAUCAUAAAUGUUUAAUAAAAUUGGUGCUGCUUUUGUUUCCAAAAAAUGAAUCUCCAUCUAUUUUUCACCUGUACAGAUAAGUUGUUGCCCAAGUUUAAAGCAGUUGGCACAUACAGAUGUUUUAACUAAAGAAAUAUUUUCUAUCUGGAAACUUAACUAUUAAGGUAUUAUCAAAUAGUGUCACAUAAGAACUUAAUUAAAAAUGCUUUCCUAAAAAUGUA
Molecule: messenger RNA, 1419 nt
Organism: Erinaceus europaeus (western European hedgehog)
Lineage: Eukaryota; Metazoa; Chordata; Mammalia; Eulipotyphla; Erinaceidae
Gene: FAIM
Product: Fas apoptotic inhibitory molecule
Exons: 5
Coding region: 356-961 (201 amino acids)
Biological process (GO): canonical NF-kappaB signal transduction; positive regulation of neurogenesis; negative regulation of extrinsic apoptotic signaling pathway via death domain receptors
Source: RefSeq, a predicted model, not a curated record